Lotus japonicus is the source of this 1219-nucleotide messenger RNA. RefSeq lists its product as uncharacterized. NCBI's taxonomy places the organism in Eukaryota, Viridiplantae, Streptophyta, Magnoliopsida, Fabales, Fabaceae. The record is from RefSeq and is a predicted model, not a curated record. The transcript has a single exon. Bases 142 to 942 code for a protein of 266 amino acids.
UUGCACUUGUAUAAUUGACAAGCUCAAACUCACACCAUUCUGAGAAGUGAAAACACCCAAAACACUUGCAAAUCCAUUCCCAUCAUACAAAUUUCUUAUCUCUUAACUUUCCUUUUGAUCUUCUCUAACUCCCAAAGAAACAUGGGCAGUGAAAAUCAUCACCAUCAUGACUUGUACCAUCAGAACCUGCAUAUCCAUAACAGAAGCACAUUCCUGCCAAUGCUAUGUUCAAGGACAUCCAUAAAAAGUGUGAGUCUUCCACAGAGAAGAGACCAUCAUCCAGGUUCCUUCUCCAUUAACCCUCUUUCCCCAAGAAUUGGUUGCAUGGGUCAGGUGAAGAGGGACAACAAAAUAGCACAACUUCCAACCUCACAACAACAUAGACUCAGCCUCACCACCACCAAAAGCAACACCACCUCCAUCUCUAUCUCCCCUAUUGUCAAGUAUUCUAAGCUCAAAAAGCUCUUCUCUGCCAAAAACUUAACCACCACCACAACUGCUCCUCCCUCCAGUUGUGGAAGGACGCAACGAGUGACCAAGGUUUUAAAUUGCGGUCGUGGUAGUGGUUGUGCUUCCAGCUGCGUUGUGGAAUUGCAGACAAAUACUAAUGGAUAUGGCCGCAAUUGCUGUCGUGAUGCCGGUGCGAGACUCCCACACUCUUCGCGUUCCGGACCGCAAUUUAAAUCCCUGCAGGUGACAACAGUAAGUGGUGCAGAUAUGUCCAGGAACAGAAACCAGAGGCGUGGUUGGAUUAGUAAUGAGAAUGUUAUUCCCAUAAGCAUUGAAAACAUGGAUCCUCCUCUCCCUGUGAUCAAGGGAGUGAGAAAGUCAGAUGAAGGAAAUAGUCUUUGGAAAAGGAGGUCAGGUGGGGUUGCAUUGAAAAGUUUAAAGCUUCCACAGAUUCACCAUCCAAGACAUCAUCUUCAGCUUACAAGUGUUUGAUGGGUGAUCAGAUCAGACAUAUUGAAAAGUCUUCUUUUUUCCUAUUUGUGAAAUUUAUACAUCAGAAUAUUAGAUAUAUAUUCUACAAGGUCUGUUUUUAUUUUGUGUUGCUUGAUUUCCUGGGGUAUCUCACAUAUGGCAGUUAUUCAGAAAAUCCUAGUUAUAUUGUAUGGCAUAUAUCAGUGAAUACAUCAUAAGAGAAUAACCAACAAUGUCGUGUACUUAUACAAGUGGCAUGUUUUGUACUAAGAAAUUAGCAAAAAUGGAUUUUGGUUUA